Molecule: messenger RNA, 1361 nt
Organism: Tauraco erythrolophus (red-crested turaco)
Lineage: Eukaryota; Metazoa; Chordata; Aves; Musophagiformes; Musophagidae
Source: RefSeq, a predicted model, not a curated record
AUGGUUUUUUUAAUGAAACAGCAAUUUAAAGGACUAUGUGUUCCAGUUCUUGAGCACCCGAAACUCCAGGACAUCUUAUUGAUUCCUGUCGUUGGACCCAGGCGAGAUUUAAAAAAACAUGCAUCUGAAGUCAUUGUUGGAGCCCACUGUGGAAAUGCAGUACUUCGAGGAGCACAUGUUUAUGUCCCUGGAAUCGUAUCUGCCUCAGCAACUAUGAAAGCUGGAGAUCUGGUCUCAGUGUAUUCAGAUAUUGAGGGGAAAUGUAAAAGAGGAGCCAAAGAAUUUGAAGGAGUCAAAGUUUUCCUUGGAAAUGGGAUUGCAAAACUGAGUCGCAGUGAAAUCUUUAGUUCAAGUGGCCCACUGAAUGGGAUGGGCAUAAGAAUGAUAGAGCCAGUCUACCUUAGUCCUUCAUUUGACAACGUGCUCCCUAGUCAUUUGUUUUUACAGAACUUGCCUUCUGUGGUUGUGAGCCAUAUUUUAAACCCUCAACCAGGAGACAGAAUUUUGGAUAUGUGUGCUGCACCUGGAGGAAAAACCACCCAUCUUGCAACAUUAAUGCAUGACAAGGGUGAAGUAAUAGCCAUGGACAAGAUAGCUAACAAGGUCAAAAAAAUUAAGCAGAACACUGAAUUGCUACAGUUGAAUUGCAUUAAGGCAUUUUGCUAUGAUGGAACAAAGGCACUUUCAGUUGAGAAGAGAGAGGAUGAACAAGAAGGACCUCCAUUCUUCCCAGAGUCAUUUGAUCGAAUACUUCUUGACGCUCCAUGUAGUGGGAUGGGACAGAGACCAAACAUGUCUUAUUCCUCGACUUUAAAAGAAGUGACCUCUUAUCAGCCACUACAGCGCAAGCUUUUCACUGUGGCAGUGAAAUUGCUGAAGCCUGGAGGUGUUUUAGUUUACAGUACAUGUACAAUUACACUCUCUGAAAAUGAGGAGCAAGUUGCUUGGGCCCUGAAAACUUUUCCAUACCUCCAGCUUCAGCCACAGGAACCUCACAUUGGAGGAGAAGGCAUGAGGGGCGCUGGAUUGUCGCUUGAUCAGUUGAAGCUGCUGCAGAGAUUUGAUCCAUCUGCUGUGACGCUGCAAGGCAUGGAUGUUAAUUCUUUGCAAGAUUCCAGGGAAGAUGAUCUGAUUUCACUGGCAAAUAAGGACUGUAUAGGAUUUUUUAUUGCAAAAUUUGUUAAAUCAAAAAGUCAAUAAGCAUUUAGGAGUGCAACCUGAAAAAAUACCUUUGUGAGUCUAAGCACAGUUGAGACGUGAAGUGUGUUUCUUGCUGCUGUGGUGUUGCCAAGCCAACGGGCUGACGGCAGGGUUGCUAUGGCAGCGAUAAAAUCUGCCAGCUGUUCUGCUGGGAAAGAGCC